Molecule: messenger RNA, 858 nt
Organism: Aspergillus mulundensis
Lineage: Eukaryota; Fungi; Ascomycota; Eurotiomycetes; Eurotiales; Aspergillaceae
Product: HpcH/HpaI aldolase family protein
Exons: 1
Coding region: 1-858 (285 amino acids)
Cellular component (GO): cytoplasm
Molecular function (GO): aldehyde-lyase activity
Source: RefSeq, a predicted model, not a curated record
AUGGGCUCCAUCGCCCCCCAAGACACCACCCCAGCCCAGACCGCAACGGUCCCCUCGCCCUUCCGCACCCGCAUCCUAAACGGCCAAAUCUGCCCCGUGCUCACCCUCAAAUUCUGGACCGGCAACGAAGCAGCCCUCAUGGCGCGCAUGGCCGGCUUCAACGCAAUCUUCAUCGACAUGGAGCACUCGGCCCUAAACUUCCAAACAGUCGCGCAGCUGAUACUGGCGUGUCUGGGCGUCGGAAUCUCCCCGAUCGUGCGGUCCCCCUCGAAAUCACACUGGCACAUCAGUCGCAUCCUGGACGCGGGCGCCGCAGCCGUCGUGGUCCCGCAUGUUGAUUCUGUGGCGGAAGUCCGUGAGCUAGUUAGGCACGCGAAGUACGCACCGCUCGGGGCAAGGGGGUCCGCGAAUAACCAGCCGAUAUUGGGAUUCCGGAACUUACCGACAGCUGUGCAGAACGAGGUGUUGAAUCGGGAGACGAUGCUUAUUCCGAUGGUUGAGACGCCGGGCGCUGUGGAGGUGGUUGAGGAGUAUCUUGCUGUUGAGGGGGUUGAUGGGAUUCUGGUUGGAUCGAAUGAUUUGUGUAGUGACCUGGGGAUCCCCGGGCAGUAUGAUAGCCCUGUUUAUCAGGCGGCUGUGGAGAAGGUUGUCCUUGCUGGUAAGAAGGCCGGCAAGCCGAUUGGGAUUGGGGGGAUUGGGGGGCGGCUGGAUCUGCUGGAGAGGUGGUUUGCGCUGGGUGCGACGUGGUCGCUUAGUGGUGGUGACGGGGCGAUUUUACAGGCCGGGAUGAAGAAGAUUACGCAGAGCUACGAGGAGAUCAGUGCGCGGGUCGAGAAGCAGAGGGCCUUGGGCAAGUGA